This is a messenger RNA of Sus scrofa (pig), 4440 nucleotides long. It is a transcript of the gene CENPBD2, whose product is annotated as tigger transposable element-derived protein 1. Gene Ontology annotation, cellular component: nucleus. NCBI's taxonomy places the organism in Eukaryota, Metazoa, Chordata, Mammalia, Artiodactyla, Suidae. The record is from RefSeq and is a predicted model, not a curated record. Gene Ontology annotation, molecular function: DNA binding.
GGGCGCCGCCUCGCCCUUCCCGCAAGCUCGUCUCAGUUUCCGCCCUCCUCCCGCUGUCCCCCGGGGCAGCGUCGUUCGCCACGAUCGGAUCACACUCCGGGCCGCGCCUUCCUGCGCUCCCAGCCUCACAUCCAAGCGUCAGGGGCCCGUCGACGCGCGCAAGCUUCCCAGGGGGCAACAGGAGGCAGCACCGCCUGCCCAACAGCGCAUGCCCUCCACAACGUCUUCCUCCAUUCUCUACGCGGCUCCUAGGGAUUAGCAGGACCCUGAACCAAUCACGGCCCUCGCUUGGAUUCCGUCAGCCCCUUUCUCCAUGGCAACCCCCUGCAGAGACUGGGCCACCCGUGCCGUCGCCCACAGGACCGCAAGCGAGCCUCUCGCGCUUUCGCCCGGGAGAGGGGCUUAGCCCAGCCGUUUCUGGGAGGCGUGGCGGCCGGCCCUCUGCGCGCGUGCGCGCAACGCGAAGAUGCUCUUUUGUGCCAGCGGACCGUAGGCGGCCCGGGCGUCUCCAUGGUAACCGCGCGGGUGGUGCCGGCGCUUUCCAGUGCAACCAUGGGUACCCGCAGGCGUCUGCAGGAGGAUGGGAGAGAUGGGAGGAGGUGAUGCCGAGCGAGAGAGACUGCGAGGACUGACAGACAGACACUGAGGAGCGGGGGCGGGGCAGGCUGUGACUAGAGACAGUGAAAGUAAGUGAACAGCCCCCGGGACAGAGACACGGGCAGGACAGAAAGAACGAAGAUUUCUGCUCUCAGAGUCCUAAACUGUGCGAUAAGAAGACAGGGAGGCAGGGCUGGGUAGACUUGUGUCAGGACCGUUAACAAGAGGGAGAGAGAUCGGGGCGGGAUGGAGAGGAAAGGAGAGACAGGAGAGGGAGAAUUCGUUUACGGCGACAAGACGUGCAGAUCGAGUUUCAAGGGAUAGAGAUCAGGAGUACAGAAGCAAGAGGCGAGAAAGGGACAGAAAUUAGAGGUACAGUAAAAUAGAUCGAGAGUUUCAAAGACUCGGGGAAAGGUGACAGCAAGAAGAGAGACGGAGCGGGAGGGACGCUUGUGAAGAAAACUUACACAAAACUUGACAAUAAGACAAGAAAGAUGUCUGGAAGCCUUCGCACCAUCUCUGCCAAGUCUCCUUCAGGGACCUCUCUGAUUCCAUUUAGGGCCUUCCCAGACGAGCUCUGCUUCUCAUGAGCGUUACCACAGUCACGGCUGCAGUGUCCCUUUGCUGUGUAAGGCAGAGGCAGGCAUGACAGGAGAGGCCAAGAGGCUGUCAGUGUGGGCACGGCGGUAGCUCCUGGGGCCGGUCAGCGGGGAGAGAGCUUCUUGAGGGGCAUGGCUCGGCGCGGUGGCAUGAAGACAACCCCCCACCGGGAGGCGUUGGGGAAGGCGCCCCUCGGGCUUGGCCUUCGCCCUGGUGCCAAGCGGGACCGGAAGUCUAUCACCCUGCACCUGAAGCUGGAGGUGCUUCGGAGGUUUGAGGAGGGCGAGAAGCUGACCCAGAUUGCCUGCGCCCUGGGGCUGGCGACCUCCACUGUCGCCUCGAUCCGUGUCAACAAGGACAAGAUCCGGGCCAGUUCCCAGGCAGCCACGCCGGUGAGCGCCACGCAGCUGACCCGCUGCCGGGGUGUGUUGAUGGGCCACAUGGAACGCCUGCUGAGCCUGUGGAUAGAGGAGCAGAGGCGGCAGAACCUGCCGGUCAGCACGCUGCGCAUCCAGGACAAGGCGCGCCGGCUCUUUGCGCAGCUGCAGCACGAGCAGGGCGGCGGCACCUGGGCUGCGAGUUUCGGGGCCAGCAACGGCUGGUUUGCCCGGUUCAAGGCGCGCCACAAGGUGUUGUUGACGGCAGAGCCCGCGGCAGCGGACGCCCGGGCCGCUGCCCGCUACCCGCCCCCCCGCCCCGUGCUGCGCGCCCUCCUGGAGGCUGGCCGCUACUCCGCUCGCCAGGUCUUCAACGUGGACGAGACGGGCCUGUUCUGGAAGCGGCUGCCGGAGCGCAUGCUCCUGGCGCUGGAGGGCACAGCGGGGCCUGGGCCCAAGGCCUCCAAGGACCACCUGACGCUGCUGCUCGGAGGCAAUGCCGCUGGGGACUUUAAGCUGAAGCCUCUGCUGGUCUACCCCUCGGAGAACCCACGCGCCCUCAGGGGCUGCUGCAAGGCCAGCCUGCCUGUGGUCUGGCGCUCCAACCGCAAUGACUGGGUGACACCCAGCAUCUUCCAGGAGUGGUUUACAGGCUGCUUCUGCCCAGCCGUGGAGAGCUACUGUGCCAGCCAUGGCCUCCCGCACCGCGCCCUGCUGCUACUGGACAGCGCGCCCUGCCACCCCGCCCACUUGGUGGGCCUCUCAGCCCAUGUGCGUGUGGAGUUCCUGCCGAAGAACACAUCCGCCCUGAUCCAGCCCAUGAACCAGGGCAUCAUCGCCACCUUCAAGGCCCAUUAUCUGCGCCGCACGCUCGGGCAGCUGGUCCAGGAGACGGCUGGUGCAGACCCGCCCUCUGUGAGGGUGUUCUGGUGCCGCUACACAGUCGUGACUGCCGUGGACAACAUCGCCGAGGCCUGAGCAGACCUGCAGCCUGCCACCAUGAAUAGCGCCUGGCGGAAGCUCUGGCCCGAGUGCGUGCCUGCUGGUGCCCCCGAGCCCGGCACCGCACCCAAGCUCUACCGCAGCAUUGUGGUGCUAGCCAGUCAUGCAGGCCUUGGGGACGUGGCCAAGGCCGAUGUCCAUCUGCUGCAGGCCCAGGUGGAGACCUCAGCCCAGAGUGCCCUCCAGGAUGUGGAGGAUGGGGACGUCCGUGGCUCGGGACUGUCCUGGGAGGCAGGGAAAGGCCUGGCCUCCAGGAGACCAGAGUCAGGUCUCACGGAGGCCGCGGUGGGUAUGGAGACCAGAGGAGCCGCUGUGGGUGCACUGAGCCCUGAGCACCUGGCCCAGGCCCUGUCCCACUUUGCUGCCGGACUGAGGGUCCUCAUGGAGAACGACCCCAACCGCGAACGCAGCCUGCAGGUGUCCCGGCGUGUCCACUGUGUCCUCGCCUGCCUCCGGGAGCUGCACUGGGAGAGGAGGCGACAGGCUCGGGCAGCUGCAUCCUCAAGGGUCCCCACAAUGGUGGCAACAAGGGAGUUAGCAGGGAGCCUGCUCUCGCCUCAGGUGGUCCCACAGAGGGUGGGCAAGUGGCUCAGGGCACAGACCCUGAAGGACAGACCUCUUUGGCUGUUCCGUGUGAUUUGGGGCUUGGGCCCAACCUCUCAUGAGCUUUGUCGGAUGCCGUUUUGUUUCUGGAGGGUGGACACUGCCAUUUCUCCCUGACGGCUCUCAUACGUCUUGCACUGCCACCUUUGAUCCAGUGACACAUAGAGCACCGAGCUUGGGGAACAAAAAGGUGGUGAUCUCUGAUUGGCAGAUAAGCUGUGGGCCCCAAAACUGCCCAUCAUGUCAGAGAUGCACCCUGUAGCACCGUAGCUGCCAAACACAUCCCACCAGGUGGUGAGGGGCCAGACUGAGGCACGUCUCUCCUAUUUGCCAACCUGAUGUUUCCCUGGGCCACUGGGACCCUUCCUAGCCAACUCUGGAUGAGGGUUCCCUACUCUCCUUCCUCCCUUUCCGUGUCGUCCUCUGCCCUUCUGGCUUCCGUGGCCUCUGCUGUCCCAGGUCUCCGGUACCCUCCCCGGGCGUGUGUGGGUUUUGAUACCAGGGCCCAUCCCUUGCUUUGGAGAUGUUUCCUUCGCUGGGUUUCUGGGCCAUGGUUGUCUUGGCUUCCCUCCAGCCUCCGAGGCUGAGGCUUUUGUCACUUUGAUGCCCUCCCAGGUCUAGUGCUCUUGGGAAAAUCUCAGCAACUCUUGAGGGCUCAGUGGCCACCUCAGGGUCACUUCCCAGCACACUGGCUGCAGCCCAGCCUUCGCCUGGGUAACCUAUAGCUCUGAUUCUGAUGGACUGACCUGGACCGUCUUAGCAUCUUCCCUCGUUCCAGCUUGUUCUGUUUCCCAGACUGUAGCAAGCACCCUGAGGUGUGUGCUGGAGUCUGCAGACACACCGUAUGGGCCACCAAACCACAGGGAGUCAGCAAGGGAAGGUGGUGGUGGUGGUUUUUUUGGCUGCAUCAGUGGCAAGCAAAAGUUCUUGGUCCAGGGACUGAACCAGGGAACUCCUAGGAUGUUCCUGUGUCCCAUCUAGACCCCCCUUCUGCCUGGUAUGCCAGGAAUAAAGUUGGGAGGAAGGAUUUCUGCCAUCUGUCCCACCUAACACUUGUAGUGAUGUGCCUGCUGUCAACACAUAAUGGGUUGGAGGCUGGGGAGGGGCCGGAGGGUCCAGCCUUACAGGGAGACAGGUCAGAUGACGCCCCUUGCUAGCUUUCCUGGUAAGACUGGCAUAGGGGAUGGCAAGGGGAAGGGAAGGAGCUUUUCUUAGGAGCCUGGUGACUGAAUGGAUUAAUAAAUUGCACAAAUUAUGAGAA